Molecule: messenger RNA, 8865 nt
Organism: Paramuricea clavata
Lineage: Eukaryota; Metazoa; Cnidaria; Anthozoa; Malacalcyonacea; Plexauridae
Source: the annotation of a GenBank genome assembly
AGCAAGGGAAGAAAUCAAGAAAAGGUAGAAGAAAUUCACAAAGGUACAGUAUAAUUACUAUUAUGUGUGGUACAUUUACAUGUUAUGCAAAGAUAUAAUUAAAGUGCUUAUAAGUACAGUAUGGCAUGCAGGUUUUCAGCCGCCAAGUGUCGACACUAAUGUUGGUUUGGCAACCUAUGUUCAUGGACAUAGUAAAAAAAAAAUCUAAUUAUAUGUUGUUAAUUUUACGAAAUUCAGUCUGGAUGAAAGCAAAGCGGAUGAAGAUAUGCCUGCAAGAAAAAAAUUGGACAUAAAGAAUGAUGAAAAUGAAGAUAAGGUAUGUAGGAUAAGUUGAUAUAUGAUAAAAUAACCUAAUGUACAAUAUUACUAGUAUGGCAUUUGUAUGGUUAGCCAGGUUCAGUAGCUUCUGUGCACCAACAUCACAUUUUGUGUUCUGUAUCGUAAUUUAUUUGCAUAGUGAAUUUCCUUUAUUUCCCUAUGUGAAGGUUGUUAUGAUUGACUAUACUGAGAAAAAGAAGAGUUUUCUACUCCCAGUCUUGGUAAGUUGAGCCACACAAACCAUGUAUACUUAAAAGGCCUGCAGUAGUUCGCUUCAGUAAAAGUUACUAUUAUAUUUGCUUGCCAUGUAUGGCUAGCACACCACUGUCUUUUUAUUUCAUUUCUGAAAUGUUAUUCUAAAAUUCCUUCUAGCUUUUAUCUUCUACUGGAUCACAUAGUGAAGCAAAAAGUCCUGAGAAAGUUGUUGUGAGAUCAUUUAAAGAUGGGAAACAGUAAGUGUUACAUUGAAAUAAACAGCUUCUCCCUUCUCCUGAAAUAUCACUUUUUAGUGAGCAUGUGAAAUUUAAAUUAAAUUUCUUUUUUCGAUCCACAUGACUAGAAUUGCUCAGGACCACAUUAAAUCAAACGUCUCAGUGAUUAGCGAUUUUGAAGCGAUAUAUCCACUGUGUUAACCUAUAUUUCAGUAUUGCAUUAGCAGGUUACCCGUAAAGGAGCAACUAGCUCUGUGGGUUAAACCAGUCAUGUGACAAAGAUUAUAAAAUAAAAUAAAAUAGCAGUUGUGGAUCUGACUUGAUUUGUUGAGAGGGUGCAGGUUUUCCAGGGGUGCAUUACUACGGGGAGUCCAGGGGCAUUCUCCACCAGAAAAUUUUUGAAAUUUGAAGUCCUGAAAUGCCAUUUCCUGCAUUCUGAGCUUUAGUCGUUUAUUCGUUAAAUUUGUCCUCACAGUACUUGUAGUUCAGGAAAAAACUUUAAUUGAUUAUUAGAUUUUUAAUUGAUUAUUUGAUGUCUCUUACGUAGCAUUGAAGUCCAUCCAAAGGAUGUUAAAGAAUUUUCAAAAGAAAGUGCUGUAAACUCCACAUUAAUAAAAGGGGAAAAUCCGUCAUUAAAAUCAGGUAUAGUGUUGUUGUAUAAAGUAUCCACAAGUAAACUCAAGAUUCAAAACAAGACAAUGAAAACAAAUUGGCAAAGUUAGCCAUGCUAUGCUAAUAACCCAGCAUCUAAAAUCUAAAUAGGUUAACAGGGUGUUAGCCAGAAAAAAGUUUUGUCCGUUAAACGUAAAUUGGGAAAGUUUUUUUGACCGAUCAAAGUCCUUGUGUAGGAAUAAAUAGUGUUUUUUUCCAACAUGUUUCUCCUUAGAUGCAAACAACGGUAGCAAAACCGUAGCUUGGUUUUGUACAUUUCAUUUCCAGUGAAUGAACACUGAAAAAUGCACCCGAUGGCACUUCGUUUUGUAUAUUUCAUUUCCGGUGAAUGAACACGGAUGCACACCGAUUACACUUUGUUUUGUACAUUUCAUUUCAGUGAAUACACACCCAAUAUGAAUGAAACGCGAUACAUUUUGAGAAAAUAGUUAAUGGGAAAAAGUAAAUAAAACGUUCUUUGAUAUAAUAAUAUAAAAUCAAACGCAAUGCACUUUCUCAUCAGAAAAAAUGAAAAUCUUCCAGUAGACCCAGUUGGGAAAGCCCCUUAGCUACUUCAAUUGGGAAGAGUCCGUCAAACGGACAGUAUAUGGGCUAGCUAACACCCUGGUUAAAGACAACACAUUUCUAAAUGUUUGAAUAAUGCAAAUCAUUAAAAAUUUGCAAAGCAUGACCUGUUAUUGCUAUGGUUAGCUUCGCCAAUGCUUAGACCCUUUGGUGAACUUUAUUCCUGUGGAAAAUUGUUUUAGAGGAAUUCUGUUUAAACAUCUGUAUGAAGCAGUAAUCAACUCGGUAAACAUCUGUAUGAAGCAGUAAUCAACUGUAUUCACUAGUAAUCAAGUUAUAAGUUUAACCCUUUAAGUGGCUAUGUGCCCCAGUAUGCCCUACUUUAUUUUUUACUCUGUCUAACUCCAGACGAUUUUACUAGUCAAGGAGAGAGUGUUGUGCCACCCAUAACAGCUUCAAAAGGAAUGCCCCCAAACAUGUUUUUCAUGUUUUGCUUAGAGAAGAAAUUGUCAUUUUUAAUGUUGUAUAAAAUAUGAUUUAUUUACAAAACAAGUUGUUCAACCUUUUGUUAUACUCUUUCAUGUUCUUUUUCUUUCAGCUCAUGAAUAUGCUGUAAAAUAUAUCGAGACCAAACAGUUGCCAAGUAACUGGAACGAUGAUGGAGAUGAAAUAUUGAAAAAUGAAAGUAGUGAUCAUUCCUCGUCGACUGAAGCCGAGUCGGACGGUGAUGAGAAUGACAGGAAUGAAUUUCUUGAAAAGUUGAACAAAUUUCUUGGGGAGAAAGGUGAGUGGGUGACUCAUGAAAUGUUCGGUUAGUUUAGUCCUACAUUCAAAGCCCUAACGUUAUUUAUAUAUUGGAUAGUGAAAUGAAAAGGAAGCAGGGCUCGAAUAGCGGGCUGGUAAUAGCCAAAAGCAGGCCAUAUUUUAGAAAUGGCAGGUAAAAACAAAUUUGAACUGCCAAUGAAAGUAAAAACAAAUGGCAGGUGAAAUUCUAUAGAUAUAUUUCAUUUCAUUUACUUACCACAACUCAUAUGCUAGAUCAUUUAGUUGACUAAAUAUACGUCUAUAUUUCAAUCUCAGGCCGUAUAUAUGCAAAACUAUAUAAUAUUCGAUAUGUUUAUAUUAAGGCACUCCACUGCUUCGUUCACCAGUACUGGGACAUCGAGAUCUUGAUUUAUAUAAAUUAUUUAAAAUUGUUUCCAAGAUGAAAGGAAUGGAUAAGGUAUGUAUCACAAUGUGUUUUGUUUUACAGAACGUCUUCACUUUUGUACUGUAUUUGUUUUGUUCUGUUUUCGUUUGUUUCGUUUUUGUUUCGUUUUUGUUUUGUAUAUACAAAAAAAUGGUACAGUACAAAACCCCGCAUGUAAGAACCUAGAUUUUCCAAGUUAGCCCAAACAGGUUCUUAUGUAAAUGGUGCUUACCAGGAAAUUAGGCUAAACAGGUUCUUAAAUAGGUUAUUAUUUUUUAAGAGAAAUGCAUAUCAUUUUAGGCAGGUGUGGCAUAUGAUUUAUAUUUAAAUUAUAUAUAUGCUAUGCACAAAUGAUCUAAAAAAUGACCGUAUAUGCACUAUACCAACCCUGUAUAUGCACUUUGAAGCUACACUGAUUGUAACUUAUGACUUAAGUUUGACUCUAUUUGAUAAUAUAAGAAAUCUGUUUUGAAAUUCUAGCCUGAACAGGUUCUUCUUUAAAGGGGGUCUAAAUAAAAUAGUUUGGCCUAACAGGUUCUUACAUUCUAGGUUCUUAUAUGCGGGGUUUUACUGUAGACCAUGGAAGUUGACUGAUCACUGAUAUGGAAAUUUGGAGAAAUAGAUAAUUAUAUGUAGUGAUAACAGGGAACUUAAACGAAAAUACUUUUAUUUAAAGUGAACUUGAAAUGAAGAUCGUAUUUUAUGGAUCUGCUCAGUUUUGCAGCAGCAUAUAGUAUACAGUUCUGUAUUUCACAUGUGCUGUAAAUGUAAUUUCUCUCUAAGGUGGACUCGUGGCACACCGUGUACAAAAAGAUGAGUAUUCCUGUCAUGACGACUACAGCAUGUUAUCAUAUCAAGAAUGCUUACAAAAGGUAUUGAGCUUUUCAGUAGAAAUAACUGAAUUUGUCUUUAAUGGUUAUGCGUGAUUUCGUGCAUAUAUGAUCAACCAGUGAACACAUAAAUGUUACUGUAAUGAAGACUUAAUCUGUCCUGAGGAAUUGAGGAAGAAGAUUCAAUUCAGACUCCAUAAUCUAAUAGCAUAUUUAAAUAGUCCUGCUUUGCUGAGAUAUAGCUAAGAGGUGGGUAGCUCGUUAGCCAAACUUGCACGCCCUAGUAUUGUAACUGUAGUUUCCUCUUAUUUGUCUACAAACUUUUGAUGUUAAUUUUUUUAGAUAUUUAUAUGAUUACGAAAUACAUACACGUCAGGAAGACGAUAAUCCGAUUUCAAAGAAAGCGAAGAAGUCUGAGAAAUCUUCCAGUGCAAAUACUUCAAAUGAUACCGCAGCAAAAUCUUCUAGUUCAAAUACUUCAAAUAAUACCACGGCAAAAUCUUCCGAUUCAAAUACUUCAAAUAAUACCACAGCAAAAUCUUCUGGUUCGAAUACUUCAAGUAAUACCGCAGCGAACUCUAAACAAGAUGAAGAAACGCUUAUUGGAUCUGAUUCCGAAAAAGACUUAAAAGAACUUCCUCUUUGUAAUGAUAAUAAACUUCUUACACAGCAUAAGCCAGCUUCAAAGAGAGGCAGGGGUCGACGAAGGGCCAGGUCAAACAAAGCUUUAAAGUCCCCAAGUUCGCCUGGAUUAUCUCCGUUGUCUCCUUGUUCACCAAAAUCUAUUAGCUCGGUUAGCGCGUCUGACUCUACGGGUUGCCCAAGUCCCGCGGAUAAUUAUUGUGACGUGCGGGAACUGCGAGGGAAAAUAGACUUGGUGCUUAGGAAGAGUAACGAGAAAGGUUCAACUAAUAAAGGGGACGAUCUUAGGGAUAGUAAAAGUGAUUUGUCUGAUAAAAUUAGGGGAAAUGAUGAUAAAGACACUUCUAAUUGUAAGACAAGAAAGUUGACGAAGGAUAAAACGUGCAAGGAAGUCGAAAUUGUGGUGAAGCUGGAGAAGAAUAUAGCGAAUGUGGAGAUCAAUGUAGAAAAUAAGACUGAAGCUGGAGAUAAUUUAACCAAAGACGAUGAAUCUACUUGUAAGGAAGGUACAUUAUUAAAAGAGGAUGAAAAGCAAAAUUGUAAAAAUUCAGAAAAAGAAAGUAAUUUAAAAGAAGAUAGUGUAAACGAUAAGGAAGACCUGAAGAAAAUUCAAGAUGGCGGUAGUCCCAUGGAUAAAGAUGGUGGUGAUGACCCAGAUGAUGGUGGGGAUAAAACAGUACAUCAUAUGGAUACACCCAUGGAUGACGAAGGACAAGAGGGUACAGAUGUCGAGGAUGCAGUCGAUGUCGUAAAUAGUCCGAGCGGUACCUCGGAAACCGUCGAUAGUGAUGACCGUGGUGAACGGAAGGCGGACACAAAACCGAAGAAGAAAGGGGAGGGGAAGAAUGGGGCUAAGAGUAAUGAUGGUAGCGAUGACGUAGAUGAUUUAGAAUAUAAAUUAAAUGAUCGGAUUGAUGUACGAUAUGGACGGGGAAGAAAUGCAACUAUUUACCAUGCAAAGGUAAGCACACGUGUGGCAUGCCUGUACAUUUAUUUAUGCGGAGGUGGCCAGGAAGUUUUAGAUUCAUAUAGCUACAAUCUUGGACAUAACCUUUGAGACCAUUCUUGCCAAUAUUGCAACGUUAAUGCACAUUGACAAAACAAACUUCGUUACCCCAUCUCUCUCCCAUUCAAUGUUGUAAACAGCAACAACACAACCUUCGGCAAGUUGCCAUGCCGCAAGCUCAACAUUGAGUUGGGGGAGUGGAGGUUUAAGAAGCGCAACAUGAUUUAAUAUGCAAUUUUGCAUAGAGGAAAAGGUAGUCUCAACAAGUUAUGUCCAAGAUUGCAUGUAGCCCAACUGCCUGUAGUGUUGCCCCAUGACUCGCUAACCUCUGCAGUCAUGAUGUGUGCUUGAUGAGCGUAUUUUAAUUAGAAUCCUCAGUGGCAGAGCAAAGACUGGAUAAUAAGUUAUUAAAGUGCGACGAACCACAAAUGUGAAUUUUGGUAUGUGUAAUAUUUGGAUCAUUCGAAGAAGAAAUGUAAUGUAUCUUUAUAAUAAAAAAUCGCAUCUUAAUCAGGUUUUUCACUGUCAAAGUUUCCGUAUAUGAUGUCAUUAGAUGAAUUGCAAAUUAGUUUUCGUUUGUUUUUUUGUACCAUAAAUUCACCUAAUGACAUCAUAUUUGGAAACUUUGACAAUGAAAAAGUUGAUCAAGAUGAGUUUUUUUACUAUAAAGAUACAUUACAUUUCUUCUUAGAAUGAUCCCAAUAUCACACAUACCAAAAAUUGUAUUUGGGGUUAGUCCAACUUUAAGCUUUCUUUUCUACAUAACCUACAUAUAAAUCGUAAUACAUAGUGCUGAUAAAGUCAUUCCUAAUUCAAUCUGAAUUUAAAUACUACAACAUGCAGUUCAACCCAAAGUGUAAUGAUAUUUAUAUUGAAACUCAUUCAUUGAUUUACUUCGCCACGUACAGUAAAUAUGUGGCAGGGUCACCACAACAACAUACACCAAUUUGUGUAGGCCGAUUGAACAAAUACAGAAUAUUCUCUCCAUAGAUAACGUGUGUGGAUCCAUACGCUGAGGAAGGAUUGUAUUAUUUAGUUCAUUAUCAAGGAUGGAAUGCAAGGUAAAUAUAUGUUGUCUUUCAAUUUUGUGUGAACGGGUUUGGUGAUCGGUUAUAUCCAGGUGGAUUUAGACUCGUCUGAUAGAAUAUGUGUAGAUUAUUCAAGACGUGCAAGUCCUGUGGUGCCGAUAUCCCAACCGAGUCCUAAUGGAUGUUUUUGGAUGUGGUUGAGGAUAUUUACCUACCUCUCCCUUGCACUCUUUGAAGCAGAAGGACUGUGCACACCCACUCACCAAAACCCCAUGCUCACCCCAGUAAAUCCAUGUUUGUCUGAUGCACUGACAAACAGGGACGUGAAGAAAGUAUGUCUGUUGCUUAGCUGUUGUAUGUGAUUUAUUAUCCAUAGCAUUCAUCCCUGUACUCUCAUUUCUAGACACGACGAGUGGAUUGGCAAUGAGAGAAUAAUCGGCCGUGGUGCAAAACAAACUCGAAAACGAACAAUCAGAGAACCGACGAAGAGCAUAAAGCCAACACCGAAACCCGCGGCGAAGCCAAUUCCCAAGCCAGUGGCAAAGAAGAACGGUAAGAAUGGGGCAGGACAUAUUGGACGACCGCCUGGCAGUAAGGGUCGUAAGAGAACACCUUCGCCUACGAUGAAUAUGGUUGCGUCUGGUAGAAAUGGUAAUGGUAGAGCCAGUAAGACCCGUAAGGAUAACGCGAGUGAGAAGACGGAACCCAGUUCAGAAGGUAGAUAUAUUUUCUAAUGGACAACUUCCAUGUUAGACUAAGUUUUGAUCUAGUCAAAAAAAGUAAAUUCCCGUAAAGAACUUAUCAAAAUUAGUAAAAUUGCAAAAUUUGGUUACGAAAUGAACAUGUAAAAUACGGAAAAUAUAGCCUUGCGAAGUUUGCAUAUUUUGUAUAUGUUUGUAUUACGUGCGGAAAUUGUUACCAUUUUUGAGCCGAAAAUGGUAAAAAAUUUCCGCAUGUAACACAAACAUAUACAAACUUUGCAAGGCUAUAUUUUUCAAGCUUUACAACAUUUCGCAACCAAAUUUUGCAAUUUUACUAAUUUCAUUAAUAUGUUCUUUUUAGCUGUGGUGUUUGAUUCCCUUCUCUUUACUUAGAUUAAAAUUUUAAGUUCUACACUUUUAAAUUUCUUUUAAAUUAUACACUUAAAAUUCACAAUUUUAAGUGUAGCCAAAUUUAACGUCGGACAUGGUAGCAUAUAACCGUAUACGAUUAAAUAAACUCUGUUCCGGUUCCGGCCGGAACUUAAAACAUUGGGUCCAGACUUUUGAUGCACCUUGCCAGAAAAUCCGAUACAAAGGCAUUUUGAUGCACAGGUAUUUUGAAGUGCUGUAGAUUGAUUAACUAUACCGUUCAUGUUUACUUUUUACUUUCUAGUUAAAUAUACUGCUCGAAUAACAAGACGGAAUUCGCUGACCCUGCCAACGCAAAUGUCAGGUAGGUACUUAUCUUCAUCCUUGGACGAGCUGUCCUGCACAACUCCGCGUCGUACCACACAACCCUAAGUACUAAACAGAGAGUGGCAUGGCCUCUUUGGUAUUGUAUCUGACUGUGUAUAGUUGUCCACUAGUUGACGGCGAGCAAAUAACUUCAACUAUAAUAAUAGUCAUCCUUUCUAUUUAAUGGUUUGUUUUUCACUGCCCUUGAUAAAACUAUUUAGAACUUUUUUGCAACGUUUUCGAAUGAUGGGAAAACAAGCAGCAUCAUAUAAGAUAUUGAGUAAUUUUAGUCUGAAGAUGGUUUGUUUGACAACUAGAGUAGUCCUUAUUUGUGUUGGGUAAAGAGCUACCUAAAAUUAUCAUGUUUUGUGAUUGGCUUUCAGAAACAACGUUUUCUAUAGUUUUAUUGUCUUUCAUUGUUAUAAUGAACCAACCACAAGCCUGGAUAGUAUAGGCAGAUGAUGUUCCUUUGUGUUACCAUAACUCUUAACUUUAAUAUUUAGAUCAAGAUUUCCUUGACUUUCUGAGCCCCGAUACGAAGACUGAGAGCGAGAAAGACUCCAUGUCCAGUUCUUCUAGAACUCAUCGAAGUUCUAAAUCACCAUCUCCCAAACGUCACGUCGAGAAGACGUCGGAGAAAGAAGAGAAUCUGGAGGAUGUGGAAUUAGAGGAAAGUGUCGCAGUAGAGAAGAGUGAGGAAGCAGCCGAUGAGAAGUCAGUUGAGAGCAGUCCAAGUGAGAUGGAUAUUGACUGUAAGGUUGAGGUGGAGAAGACGUUAUUAAAGCGUCCUCGUGAAGAUGAAACAGGUG